CUGCUUGCAAGCAGGGCGCGCUUGGGGGAGCUGCCUUUGCACCCCGGGACUCUAACCACCGCUUCCAGCCAAUGCAUGAAAGAGAAGCGGGGACAUGGACUGCUACCUACGCCGCCUCAAACAAGAGCUGAUGUCCAUGAAGGAGGUGGGGGAUGGCUUACAGGACCAGAUGAACUGCAUGAUGGGGGCACUGCAAGAACUGAAGCUGCUUCAGGUACAGGCAGCUCUGGAACAACUGGAGAUCUCUGCAGGGGGUCCUGGCACAAGCUCUCCUGAAAAGUCUCGGACACAGCCUGAGUCCUCUCUUUGGCGGGGUGGCAGAGGUCCUGCCAGGUCUGCAACCUGUGUUCCCCCUAGUCCCCCUUCUUUUGACAACAGCACCAAGUUUCCAUCUUGCAGGACUGGCUGUGAGGAAGGUCAGGCCCCCGAGACACUUGCACAGCUGCCUAAACCCCGCAGCUGGGCACUGCAAAGCCCAGACCUGGAAGAGACACACGACUGGCCAUCCACUCUCAUGUCCCAGGGCCGGAACCGCCAACCUCUGGUUUUAGGGGACAAUUCUUUUGCCGACCUGGUGGGCAACUGGCUGGACUUACCCGAAGUGGAGAAGGGAAGUGAAAAGGCUGAGACUGGAAGGGCAGAGGAGCCCAAAGCCCAGAGGGGCCAUUCCUGGGAGCUGGGCCGCAGAUUUGCCCUCACUGCCAACAUUUUCAAGAAGUUCCUACGCAGCGUUCGGCCAGAUCGGGACCGGUUGCUGAAGGAGAAACCGGGUUGGGUGACCCCCACAACCUCCAAGCUCUGUGCCGGCCAGGCUCACAAGGCCAGGAAGUGGAGUCGCUCCAAGGGCUGUGGACAGUUCCCUUUUUCUGGUUCUGGGGAGCCCAGGCGAGGGGACACGCAUUCCAUCACCUGCCCCAAAGCCCUUCAGCCUUCAGACUCUGGCUUUGAUAUCAACACAGCUGUUUGGGUCUGAAUUCCAAACAUCCAAAUUGGACUUGACUCCCCCAUCAAAGCCAGUCCCCAUGUUGGCCCCAGGGAGGUCAGAUGAUGUGGCUUUCUGGGGCUUGAAAGGUGGCGCAAGCGGUAGGGCUUUUGCCUUGCAUGCACUAACCUAGGAUGGACUGUGGUUCAAUUCCUUGGCAUCCCAUAUGGUCCCUCAAGUCAGGAGCGAUUUCUGAGCACAGAGCCAGGAGUAACUCCUGAGCUUCACUGGGUGUGCCCCUUUCCCCCCCCCAAAAAAAAGUCAAACUCUGGGGUCCUUUACCUUAGAAAGGAGGGAGAAGCAACAGGAAUAUUUGGAAGACUGGGACAGGGGCCUGGGGAUUGGGGAGAGGGAGGGAGAGAAUGUGUGUGUGUGUGUGUGUGUGUGUGUGUGUGUGUGUGUGUGUGAGAGAGAGAGAGAGAGAGAGAGAAAGAGAGAGAGUUGCAUGCAUGUACAUGUAUAUACUAUAUAUUGUGUAGACUCAUGUAGGGAAGACCAAGAAAACCUCUCAACUUUCUUUCACUCUCUCUUAAGACCUCAACUUAUCCUUCUGUACAAUCUUGAAGCACAGGUCUUCAGGCCCCCCAAUAAAGAGCUUGUCUCCAGUGA
Messenger RNA from Suncus etruscus (white-toothed pygmy shrew), 1591 nucleotides. It is a transcript of the gene INKA2, whose product is annotated as inka box actin regulator 2. The coding region runs from base 95 to 973 and encodes 292 amino acids. Gene Ontology annotation, cellular component: nucleus. The transcript is spliced from 2 exons. The record is from RefSeq and is a predicted model, not a curated record. Lineage: Eukaryota; Metazoa; Chordata; Mammalia; Eulipotyphla; Soricidae. Gene Ontology annotation, molecular function: protein kinase binding; protein serine/threonine kinase inhibitor activity.